CGGGUAAAACGGAAUACCACGACGUAGACCAAGUAACGUUACUGCUCAUGCUCAGUAAGAUUCCUAGAGCCCGGAGAGCCGAGGCUCGCCCGUGGAAUAAUUGAUCCAAUCGAAACUCGCCUCGCUCCCGCCACGUUUUGUGCACUGACGCGACGCUCUUUAUGUAAGCUCCGCAAUCGCGCAUCCCGCUGCUUCGUCCACAGCUUUACCCGUAACGAAAAGAUUCCGUAUGUGUUCUGUGUCGUGUUUUUUUGCUUCGAAUAUCCCUUUGACGAAUUCAUUUCUCGAUACGGAUGACCGAAACGAAGAUAACGGACGAGCAACAACAAGUGUCCUGAUUAAGUGGUCCACUACCCUUGCGUCUCGUCACCCUCGUCGAAUCACAACCUGUUUUACCAUAUAAUCUGCAUCGAAAGUUUCGUGUCACGUUCGUUCACUUAAGAAGGUUUCUGCUUCGACGACUUUUAGGUUCGUUGGUGGAGCGCGGGUAGCUAACAGGACGCCGUUCGUUUGAAUACCAUGAAGACAUGCUUCGAAAGAGCCUGUUGAUAUUUCCAGACCAUGUCGAUUGCAAUGAUGAAUUAUACUUCAAUGAUAUGUCACAAUAAAGAAUAUUCAAGAAAGAUUUUUCGAUCUUUAUUCGGAUGCUUGCUGAAGUGAAAUUCAACUCGAAGAAGUAAAAAGAAUUAUUUUGAAAUAAAGUGUCAAAAAUAACGAAUUCAUUGAGAAAUAAUGAAUUCAUCCAAAUUGAUAUACUGCGAAUGAUGCAUUGCUCGAUCGAUCGGAAUAUAAAAAAGCAGAGGUAUCCUGAUAAGGUUAAGAAGAGGGCAAGGGUUAAGCUGAGCGGAUCAAGAGGGAUCUUCGUGGUGGCAGGAUGAUAUUCCGUAGUGGGGGGUGUGGCUCGACGCGACGCCUACGUAGAACGUAGACCCGUGAUAUAGUACAGUUCGUGGUGGUAUCACGAAACAGUUGGUGAGGUAGAGGCAGUGAAGAGUCGAAGGUGUAUGUACCGCCACGCGGCGCUGUUGUCGCCAUCGUUUGGUACCACCACGAUUGCACCGACGCCACCACCACCACUGUUGUUGGCCACCCCUCGUCCGGUUUAUGUUUCUGACAGUGGCCCGAGCGAGCGGUGACAGCCAAGCCAGCAGUCGUCAGUGCGUCGUCGUACUGUACGUAGUGUUGUCUCUGCGUGGUGUAUAUCGUGAAUACUUUUACCGCGUGGCCGGCUAGCUGUCAAACGUGCGAGCAAUCAAUCGACUUAUGAAACUAUAGCUCUUCCGGGUAUCGAUAUUGAUAAAUACCGAGCUUGUCCGAUAAUCAUUGCCUCUCAUUGUGUCAAGUGUUUUUGUUGCAUCGAAACGUGUUUUCCAGACAACCGAUCGAUACGAUUUUUAUUUUGAAGAAAGAAAGGAAAGAAAAAUAUAAAUGAGAGAAUAUCGUUGCACGAUUUUUAGAGUGAUCCGAUGAAGUAAAAUGUGCAUCGUUCUUAAAUUUAUCCUCUCAAUAUUAUUAACCAGCGGAUCGUUCCCAUUUAUUUCGCGAUCAACGCUUAUACGUAAUCUUUCAUAACAUAAACGUACGCGCGUCGUUUCUUCGAAAACUGAUUUCGAACGAGGAAAGUGCUUUCAAAGAUUUCAGCAUUUCAGUAUACGAUCAUUGAAUAUGACUGAAUUGGCAAAAGAAGCUUUCGCCUCGCGCAAUUAUCGCUUAGCUGUAGAAAUGUACGAACGUAAUUUGAAGCAGCAAGCACCGAGUUUUGAGGUGCUCGUUGGCUAUGGAGAUUCUUUGGCCAAAUGUGGACGUAUCAGAGAGUCCAUUGGUGUUUACUCGAAAUGUUUAGCAGUAGGAUCUGUGGCACCGGAGCGAUUGAAACAUCUGGCGAACGCUUUGUUGGAUGAAUUGUCUGGGGCUGCGACUACAACCAUCAAUUUUCGAAGAAAAAUCGAAACAUCUUUCGCGUGCCCUUUGUGCGAGGGAACCCUGUGCCAACCAGUAACAUCGAAUUGCGGCCAUACAUAUUGCAAAAAUUGCGUGGAGCCGGGCAAAAGCUGUCGCGUGUGCGGGCAAAAAAUCAUCACUGUGAGUGAGACGAAUGUGCUAGUGCAGAGACUGGUGGAAAAGUGGUGGCCGCGAGAAGCAGAGGCUAGCAGAGCUAGACACGAGGGUGAUAUUCUAAUGAAGGAGGGACACUUGGGUCAAGCGCUCGAAAGAUACAAUUUGGCGGUUCAUCUUGCGCCAAACAGCCCACUCCAUCUUAGCAACAGGGCUCACGUUUUGCUCCUGCUGAAUAGACCUCAAGCCUCCCUCACGGAUGCUGAUCAUGCUGUUAGGCUACGACCGGACUGGGGCAAGGGUCAUUACAGACGAGGGGUGGCUUUGUCCGCGCUAGGAAGACACGAGGAGGCACUGUUUGCUCUUUGCAUUAGCGUCGCUAUUGACAAGAAUCCUCAAGCUGUGCGUCACGAAUUAAUCAAGGUGCUGCACAAAGUGUUGUCAUCAGGACAUCGUCGAUAUAGCCUCCUUCCAUCACGUGCCCCUUACAAUCUGACAGAGGGCGCGUCGCGCACCAGAAGUCGCCACCAGUUGAUUAAUCCCAAGAGAAACCGGAGGGCGGCGUUCAAUGCCUCCGACUGCGAGGACAACAGCAGUGGUGGCGAAGAGGAAUUCACUCAGACUGUUAGCAGAAGGCUCCUGUCAACCACAGCCCCACAAAACAACGUGAAGCUCCAGGCUGGCCUAGAUCGUCUCUACCAAGACAUUGAAAAGCUGAAAAGACUCGAAACAAGAUCCGCCGAGAUUCUCCUUCCGCCUCUUUCCGGUGGUACAGCCGGUGAAUUGGACUGCAUCUUGUGUUGUCGACUCUUAUGGAAACCCGUAACAACUCCAUGCGGACAUACGUAUUGUUGGAUGUGUUUGGAUCGCUGCUUGGAUUAUUCCUCGGCCUGUCCUUUAUGCGUCACUUCACUUGCCGAUUAUCUGGCCAGCAGCCAGAAGACAGUGACGGAUUUCAUAGAGAGGGCUUUGAAAACGGUUGCACCCGUGGAAUACGCCUCGAGGGCAGCCAGCCACCGACUAGAGCUCGUCCAAGGACUUGGCCUUCUGGGUAGUGAGCAGAUCGCUGUUUUCGUUUGCACCACAGCAUUUCCAUGUGUCGCAUGUCCGUUGUUCGUGUACGAGCCGAGAUACAGGUUGAUGGUGAGGAGAUGCGUGGAGAGCGGUGUCCGCCAGUUUGGUAUCGCUGCAUGUAUUAACCGAGAGGCUACAGGGACCAGAAGAUAUGCGGAAUAUGGAACCAUGCUUGAGAUUCGAGAUAGAGUGUUGCUAAAAGAUGGCUGCAGCAUUUUGAGUACAGUUGGUGGAAGAAGAUUCAGAGUUCUCUCUGGAGGGGAAAAGGAUGGUUAUGAUACAGCUCAAGUAGAGUUCCUCAGGGAUACGAUGGUUCAGGAUGAUCAACUGUUGAAUCUUCUAGAGUUGCACGACAAGGUAAGGACGAAAGGCAGAAGAUGGUGGGAUACGGUAUCGUUAUCUCAGCAAUUGGAAAUCCAGCGAGUAUUCGGUCGAAUGCCAGACACGGAGGAGGAUUGGCCACGUUUACCUGAUGGCCCAUCGUGGACAUGGUGGUUAUUAGCUAUAUUGCCGCUUGGCCCACAGUUGCAAGUGGGAAUUGUGGGCACCACAAGCCUAGAGAAGAGAUUAAGAGCCAUUGAGAAGACUCUGGAUCACAUGGAGCAGAGGCAAUUGACCGUGGCUCCUGCCACUUCCGAGGAAACGACUACUUCCUCCAGUAUAUGCCGUGACGAAGGUGGUUUAACGGAUACCACGGUCUCGUUGGUCCAGUAAAAGAAGAAACAAAGAAGAAAUAUAGAAGAACGAGAAUAUCCUUUAGAGGAUAUACGUUUAGAUUUUGAUUUCGCUACGAGAUGGCGAUUCGAUGGGGAUUUCAUUCGAUGUACAAAGUACUUGGAGAAUAGCUUAUCGAAGAUUAACUACUUUUUACUCGAUAUUUAAUAUAAACGCAAUUAUAUCCGAAAGUGAGGCGAGGGAUAUUUGUAGCCCGGUUCAUCCAUUUUUCUCCGUAUAUUUAACUUAACCGUUAGUUACGUUUUAAUUCGAGUACCGAAAUUUCUAUUUCUCUCUUUAUUGGUACUCGUUAAACUUACCACACCCGAUCGCCUUAUUGACGGAACGAUAAUGGUGCGAUAAUUAGCAUUUAAUAAUUUUGAGCGUCGAGAUUGAUUCUAAGCGAAUUAUAAUAUAUUACAUAUACAGCAAUAUUACAUUGUAUCGUUACAAAAUUAAUCAAUAUUGAUCGAUCGUUUUAUAUUCAAAAAUGGAGAGAUUUGUUUAGAAUAUUAACUUGAGAUUGACGAAAAAUUUUAACCGAUCACCAAUGAAUCGAUCAAAAGAAGUGAACAGUUGAUUUUCAACAAUGAACUAUAAUAUAUAGCAAUAUUACUAUUUAUUGUAAAAUUAAUAUAUAUAUAUAUAUAUCGAUCGAGUAUCAAAUAUAUAUAUUUUAUAUUCGAAAUUUAUUGAAUAUCGAAAAUUAUAAACCAAACAUCGAUGAAUCGAAAAACUAGACGACCGAUUUUUAGGUGAAUUAUAAGAGAUAUACGUAUAAUAUAAUAUUAUUGUAUACUUGUACCGUUAAACAAAAUUGACUUAAUAUAAAUCGAUCGAUCGUCAAACUGUACAUUUUAUAUUCGAAAAAUAUUUAUGUUUAGGAACUUAUUGAUGUUGAAAUCGAUGAAUUCGACCAAAAGAAGUAAACGAUAGAGCAACAUAUCGAAGUAAUAAAAAAAUGCGGAUAUCGUUUACCUCGGUAAGGCGUGACGGUAUUAUUCGCGCUAUUGCAAUAUGCAAAUCUGUUCUUCCAGAUAAUAUUAUAUAUAUGUAUCUAUAUGUAUACACAUUUAUGUAUACACGUAUAUGAGCAUAUUAUACGUUGCAAUCAGAGGUACGCGCGUCGUUGUCGUCGUCGUCGUUUACGCUUAUGUUGUUCGUACCCGACGAGAAAACUUUUUAUCUUCGAUACAAAUCACGCGGAUAUAUACUCAUUAACGAUGGUACAAUUAUUAGAACGAGGAACGAGACUUAAUCUAUGUGGUGUAAUUCGUCGUGGGUGUGCUGAGUACAAAACUUUGAGUACACGCGAUUAGAAAAAACGUAUUUAGAUUUGUCGCGCGUGGAACCAGUUUUAGCUCAUUCGAAUAAUCCAUAAUCGGGAUAUGAAAAUUGUCCAAUUGUUUCAUUUUCAAUUUUCUUUUAUCCAUUGACAUUUAUAUACAAUUGUAAUUGAUUCGAGAGAUUCAAAUUUAAGAUUUUUAAGAUUAAUUUGUGUAAAAAAUUGUGUAAUUUUGGCAUUUUGUGUGAAUGUUGAAUGAA
This is a messenger RNA of Apis laboriosa (Himalayan honeybee), 5388 nucleotides long. RefSeq names its product LON peptidase N-terminal domain and RING finger protein 3. The record is from RefSeq and is a predicted model, not a curated record. NCBI's taxonomy places the organism in Eukaryota, Metazoa, Arthropoda, Insecta, Hymenoptera, Apidae. The coding region runs from base 1666 to 3843 and encodes 725 amino acids. Gene Ontology annotation, molecular function: protein binding. The transcript has 9 exons.